CGUUAGUCGCCUGCUUUCGUCAUCAUGGUCCUAACGCCGUCCCUCAGCACUGCAGUCUGGACCAAUCGCAGUUUCUCAGUAAAUGCAGGAGUCCUGACGUUUUCCAGGCACUAUCGGCCGAUUAAUGCCCUGAUUCAGAUAUAACAUAAAGAUGGCCUCUCCUCAACCUGGCAGCCCACCUGUAGCAGAGCAGUACACCCCCCCAGCACAGAAUGAAGAGAGUCAACAGGAGGAGGAGGUGGUGAAGCCUACAAGAAAGCGUGGCAGAGGCAGGCCCCCGAAAGCCAAGCCUUCAUUCAAAUGCUCUGCAUGCCAGGAGGCAUUCAGGAGUCCCUCGGCUCUGCGGACUCACAAGCUCUCUGCACACACAAAGGAGCGUCAGCAGCAACACUCAUGCUCCCAGUGUAGCAAAGUGUUUUCCAGUAAGGCCCAGCUCUCAAAGCAUGAGCGCUCUCACUCAGCCCAGCGCCCCUUUCAGUGUCCUGACUGUCACAAGGCUUACAAGACACCCACAGAGCUACGCAACCACAGCCGCUCUCACACUGGGGAGAAGCCGUUCAUAUGCACAGAGUGCGGCAAGGCCUUCAUGCAAGCCAUAUGCCUCAGGAUCCAUAUGACACAGCAUAGUGGAGAGCGCCCAUACUCCUGCCGCCAGUGCUCGAAAAGCUACCCCACCCUGUCUAAGUUGAAAGUGCACAUGCGCUCUCACACGGGAGAGAAACCAUACUUCUGUGCUGAGUGCGGUAAGAGCUUUGCCGACCCCUCUGUGUUUAGAAAGCACAGGCGGAACCACCAGGGCCACCGUCCGUAUGCCUGCGACGAGUGUGGGAAAACCUACACAGAGCUGAAGGACCUGAAAAACCACGAGCGCUCCCACACCGGAGAAAAGCCUUACCUGUGCUCAGACUGUGGCAAAGCCUUCUCUCGCUCCUCCUCUCUGGCCUGCCAUCAGCGCAUUCAUUCCCAGAGCAAACCGUACCAGUGUGAGCAGUGUGGCAAAGGCUUCACCCAGCUCUCCUCCUACCAGUCUCACCUCCGCACGCACUCUGGGGAGAAACCAUUCCUCUGUCCACAGUGUGGCAAAAUGUUCUCCGACCCCUCUAGUUUCCGUCGCCACCAGCGAGCCCACCUGGGUUUCAAGCCGUACCCCUGUGAUAAGUGCUCCAAGAGGUUCCGACAGCCAGCAGACCUGGCUGUGCACGAGCGUGUGCACUCUGGCGAGCGACCGUACAAAUGUCAGAACUGUGACAAGGCCUUUGUAGCAUCCUGGGAUCUGCGUCGCCACAUGCUCGUACACACAGGCCUCAGGCCCUUCUCGUGCACCGAGUGUGAUAAGUCGUUUGCCGAGCGCUCCAGCCUCAACAAGCACCGUCGCGUCCACUCUGGAGAGCGCCCGUUCAAAUGUGAAGAGUGUUUCAAGUCAUUUGUUGUGUCCUCCAGCCUUCGCAAGCAUGAGAGGACUCAUCUUGCUGAGCGGUCCGAGCAGCAGCAGCAGCAGCAGCAGCAACAAAGGGAGUCGGUGUCCGGGUCAGCAUCAGUGUUUCCUGCUCACACAACCUUGCCACAGUUCUCCUGCACACACUGCGACGCCACGUUUGGAACCUGGGACCAAGUGCAGGCCCAUGAGAAUCUUCACACCGUCUCCACUCCCUCCACUGUUACCAAAGUCGUGCCCCUGGGCUCGCAUGUAUGUGAGACCUGCCAGGCCGAGUUUGCACAGCUGGCAGAUUUGCAGGAGCACGAGAAGCAGCACCCCAAGCCUCGGCCCCAUGUCUGCAGCAGCUGUGGCAAAGGUUUCCUCAACAAAGCUGGACUGCGCAAACACCAGAAGAUCCACUCCACCAACAAACCUCACAGCUGUCCCCUGUGUGGCAAAGCCUUUCUGUUCGCUGCCUAUCUUCGCAAGCACUUAAGGACACACCCGGACGGCGUGCCCGCGACCCAGCUCACCGACCUAAACAUCAUUCAGCAUACAGACCCGCUCCCAUCCCCUCUACCUCCCAGCGAGGUUUCCCCCACCACAGUCGAGCCCAGUGCAAUAUCCCUGGCAGUUCCAGUGACUGUCCCUGUGACUGCCUUUCAGACUCUGCCAGAGUACUUGGUCAAAGAUGAGGGACUGUAAGAUAUUUUACUGUUUUGUAUUUAUGAUUUCACACAUAUUCAGCUUUCAAGCCUUAGGUCUUAUUUAGAUUGUGGGCCUCCUUGUGACAAAAAAAAAAAAAAGUUAUUUUUCAACGUGGCUUUCUUAUAAUUUCAAUAUGGAGUCUGCUCAGUGUGCAUUGUCCAGAGCUCUGUCAUUGUUUUGUACUGACAUGCGAUUUGAAAGAUGUUAUGUAUGAUAUACUAUUCAUGUUUUAAAAUAUGUACUACAAAUAGCCUAUUAUAAAGUUAGUCAAAGUUAUCAUUGCAGCCACUUCAUAAAAAUAUCAUGAUGCAAAUGUACAAUAUAUGCUGUCCACGGUAUGAACUAAUUUCACUUAAAAUGUUAUGAUUUCAGUUAUACAUGUUUUAUAAUGCAUUUUUAAUUACAGUCCGUCUUGUAUACCCUUCAGUGUCUGAAUUUACAUUUCGAUGAAGCAAGUAAAAAAAAAUGUAACUAUUUUUUUGUGUAAUGAAUCACAGAAAAUUAUUGACCAUGAAUGAUCAAGAUCAUACAUUCCAAGAGGUAGGAUUAGUGAGAUUUCACUAUCAUGCCAAUAAUGUUUGUUGUGUUACAGUGUUAUCAGCAAGAGCCUGUACUCCAGACAUAUCAAUACAGUCUUCACCACGUCCUGUUGGAAAUUCUCCAAGUAGAGGUCAAAAAUAAUAAAAUUCUUGGUGUCUCAA
Myripristis murdjan (pinecone soldierfish) is the source of this 2826-nucleotide messenger RNA. RefSeq names its product zinc finger protein 668 (gene znf668). Gene Ontology annotation, cellular component: nucleus. The transcript has 2 exons. The record is from RefSeq and is a predicted model, not a curated record. Lineage: Eukaryota; Metazoa; Chordata; Actinopteri; Holocentriformes; Holocentridae. Gene Ontology annotation, biological process: regulation of gene expression. Bases 152 to 2122 code for a protein of 656 amino acids.